Molecule: messenger RNA, 1319 nt
Organism: Paramecium tetraurelia
Lineage: Eukaryota; Ciliophora; Oligohymenophorea; Peniculida; Parameciidae
Exons: 4
Molecular function (GO): lipid binding
Source: RefSeq, a predicted model, not a curated record
AUGAAUUCAAACUUGUUAUUCAGCUCCUUAAAAUUUUGUAAAGCAGCUAUUUCUCGGUUUCAUCUUUCUCUUUACUUACAACAUACCAGGAAAAUAAGGUCACUGCAAAGAUAAUUGCAACUAUUAGAAAUUCGCCUGAAAAUAUUCCAAUUUUAUGCAAAUUGCAAGCCUUAUGAUCUAUCUAUGGAUAUCUAAUUUAUUCAUCAUCUCCCAACUAAUAAUAGCAAAUCAUCUUUUGAAUCUGCCUGCUCACUUGACAUUGUUUUAUUUCAUUCAUCUAAGCAUAAGUGCAUCGAUUGCACUAAUCAUCCACUUCACAUUCAAUUAAAUGGUACUCUUCUAUUGGAUUUGUUAGGGUACUCUUUUAUGAUUAUUUCAACUUAUUACUUAGACUUCUUCAUUAAAACAAUAGCAGAGAUAGAUGACAAAUUAUAAAGUUAAUAUUAACAUCAUCAAAUAUAAAUAAAAACCAAAAAACCAAAGCUUAACUUUCAUACUUCAAUUUUAACUCAAUAACCAUUCUUAUAAGCUUAUAAUUAAAUAAUGAAUCCAUUUCUGAUUAUUUAUUUGAACAAUAUAGAAAUUGAUACUAAAAUUUUCAUUUUAAGAUUAAGAGAAAUCCAUUUUUUAUAUAAUUAAACUGCAAUGUAAAACAGCUACCUCACUUAAUUGGACUAAAUCUAAGAAUAAGCCAUUCAAAUGGCCUAUUAAUAGCCUUAGGAAGGUUAAUGGAACAAGGAACAUGAUAAAAAUGAUUGCAUCAUUUAUUCCAAAUUAAAUCAAGUUGGACUAAAGAUGACAAGAACCGAAUUGAAAUUGAAUGUGGAUCCAAAGAAGGCUAUGGAUCUUAUCUUUGAUAUGACUAAGAGAGCAGAAUUUGAUGAGUAUUUUUUGGAAGCCUAAGUUGUAGAGAAAAUAGACGAAAAUAAUGUUAUUUAUUAUGGAGCUGGCAAAUCCCCCAUAGUCUUGGUUGACCCAAGAGACAUGGUUGCUCUAACUAGAAGAAUCGUUCUUAAGGAUGGUACUCAUAUGGUUGUUUCUAAAUCUGUCUAGUUAGAUUCUGUUCCUAAUAAGAAAAAGUAUACUCGUUGCGAAAUUAUUAUUUCCGCAUUUUUGAUUAAAUAGAUCUCAUAGGACAUUUGCUAAGUUAUUAUCAUUGCGAAUGUUGAUCCCAAAGGCAGCAUUCCAAAGAUGUUAAUCAAUUCUGGAGUAUCUAUGCAAGCAGAUGCUGUUAAAAAGUUGAUGGAAAAAAUGAGAUAGAGAACCUUGAAAGAUUGAAAUUUAUAUGUGUAUUCAUCAUAUUAAUAACAUUUUGUUAA